This is a messenger RNA of Rhagoletis zephyria (snowberry fruit fly), 1873 nucleotides long. RefSeq lists its product as uncharacterized. The record is from RefSeq and is a predicted model, not a curated record. Gene Ontology annotation, molecular function: RNA-DNA hybrid ribonuclease activity; nucleic acid binding. NCBI's taxonomy places the organism in Eukaryota, Metazoa, Arthropoda, Insecta, Diptera, Tephritidae.
UACUCUGGCGGCAUUUCUUGACAUCGAGGGCGCAUUUAAUAACAUUGAGGUUGACACCAUCAUAGACUCUUUGAUAGAUAUUGGUGUUGACGACAGUGUUUGUAGAUGGAUACGAUCGAUGCUAGUCAAUAGAAUCAUUCAGGCAACAAAUGGGGCUAGCUCUAUUAUACAUCAUGUGAACAGGGGCACUCCACAGGGCGGAGUGCUCUCACCACUGCUAUGGGUGAUAGCCCUGAACGGUAUAUUGCUAGAACUCAAUAGAGGGGGAGUCAAAGUUGUGGCGUAUGCGGAUGAUGUUGUAAUAGCAGCCACAGGUCCAUUCCUCUCUACCGUUAGCGAAAUCCUUGAAGGAACCCUGGGAAGGCUACAUGCCUGGGCUACGAGAAGCGGCCUAAAUGUGAACCCAGCCAAGACAGAACUUAUCCUCUUUACAAACAGACACAAACUACCACAAUUCAAGCUACCAUCGCUAGACGGCAAGGCGCUCUCAUUGACCCCCAGCGCAAAGUAUCUUGGAGUCGUGCUGGAUAACAAACUUAACUGGAAAACCAAUGUCGAAUUCCGUAGACAGAAGGCCUACAUAGCAUACUACACUUGCAAGAGAAUCUUCAGUAGAAACUGGGGACUAAAUCCUAAACUUGUGAUGUGGAUGUAUACCGCGAUCAUAAGACCAAUUCUAACAUACGGCGCCUUAGUUUGGUGGCCCGGCCUAAGCAGACAAUAUAAUGUCAGCAAGCUAAGAAGCAUACAAAGGGCAGCAAGCGCAGGAGUAACAGGCGCAAUCCUCAAUUUAAUUCCUAUUGAUCUCCACCUGAAAGAAGUGGCUAUGAAAUCGGCGGUCAGACUCAGAGAGUCGGGCCUUUGGAGGACUAGACACUUCGGACAUGGGUUGAUCAUAAAUCAAAUGCAAUUAAAUAGGACGACAGAUUAUAUGGUAGGCAAUUUGGACUUCAGCUGUAACGUGCAAGUGCUAUUCCCAUCCAGAAGGGACUGGAGAAGAGACCGAGUGGCCGACCGAGAGAAGAUCUCUCUAUACACCGAUGGAUCCAAGAUGGAUUGCGGUGUGGGAGCAGGUGUCUACUCCAAGGAACUCGGCGUGGCUCUGUCUCUACGGUUGGGAAAUAAUACAAGCAUCUUCCAAGCGGAAGUCCUAGGGAUCCUAGAAGCCUGCAAAAUCCUAGGCAAUAGAGUUGGACACAGCGGUAAAGCAACAAUAUACUUUGACAGCCAGGCGGCGCUAUUGGCAAUAGCCUCACCGGUUACCAAAUCCAAGCUAGCUGGGGAAUGCAAAGUAAUAUUGCGCUCAGUGUCUCAGUCAAAUACCGACUCUCUUGUCUGGGUUCCCGGACAUAGGAACAUAGAAGGCAAUGAGAAGGCGGAUGAGUUGGCGAAGGCAGGAGCCGGUUUGGAUGAAUCCCAGGCAGUGGCACUGGGUUGCCCUCUUGGAGUAGUCCAAAGAGAGAUUACUACGCAUUUCCUUGAACUGGCUAGACGCAGGUGGUCAGAUAUACAGACUUGCAAGAUAGCGAGAAAACUAUGGCCUGACUAUAACAGGGCGAAAACCUUGGACCUGCUUAGCAGAUCAAGGCCAGAGGUAUUUAGAAUUUCAGCAACCAUCACGGGCCACUGGCCCAUAGGCAAACAUGCGGCAAAAAUAGGUCUACCCCAUAAUAUGAUUUGCCGCAGCUGUCAACUAGAAGAUAGCGAAGAAAGUGUCCAGCAUUUCCUGUGUGAAUGUCCAGGUCUUUCGAACAAUAGACACAAGACGUUAGGGAAACAUCUAGUAGCAGAACUAACCGACCUAUCAGGAGCUACCAUUAGCGAAAUCGGCAGAUUCAUUAAAGAGUCGAAAUGGUUCGACCUAGCAACAUAG